AGUGUGCGCCGCUUGCCACCUUCCGCCUUUCCAUGACCACGCCGCUCCUGCUGUGUGAUCCUAGGACGACGCGCCUCCCGACUGCCCUCGCACGCUAGGAGUGGGGAGGGGAGGCUGAGCACGAGCACGACACGAGCGCCGCCAACGCCAACGCCAAGACGAGCUCGCGAAGGACCAUGCCGAGAUCCAGGGGCAACGAGCCGCCGCUGCGGGCGUCGCAGCGCGCGCCGCUGCACCUCAAGACGACGGCCUGCUCCGAGGCGAAUGGCGCGCACCACCGCCCCGUCGCCGACCGGAGCAGCCCCAAGGUCGGCGACCGGCACUCGCCGCGCAGCCCUCUGCCCGAGAAGAAGCGUGCGGCCGGGACGCGUGUGGCGGAGCUGGAGGCGAAGCUGGGGAAAGUGCAGGACGAGCUCAAGAAGCUGCGGGAGCAGCUCGCGUCCGCUGAGGCCGCCAAGAAGGACGCGCAGGUCGCGCUCGAGGAGGCCAAGAAGCGCGUCGGUACCAAGGGAAGCCCGGCCUCCUCAUCCACCACCACCACUUCGCCUCCCUCUCCCCCUUCGCCAGGUGUCGAAAGCGCGAAGAAGCCCGAGGAGCUGAAGCUGCCGCAGCCGGCGGCCGAGGAGGAGAGCAGCGUAAACGCGCCGGCGACCGAUGUGUUUGAGGUCGUCCGGGCCGAGUCCGGGGACAAGGAGAACCAUAGCGCGACGGCCACGGGCGCUGAGGACUGCGAGGUUGUGAGCUGCGGCGAGGAGGCGGCGCUGGCCGAGAAGGAGGAGGAAGAGGAGACGAAGAAAAUGAUCGAGGAGGACAACAGCGCGGCGGCGGAAACCGACGGCGCCGAGAAGGAGAGCUGGGAGGUCCUGGAGCUGAAGGCGAAGCUGGCGGAGAAGGACGCGGAGAUCGCCGCCCUCGCGGCAGAAAACGCCGAGCUCAAGAAGCGGUCCGGAGAGGCCGCGGAGGCGGCGAAGAUGGUCGAAGAGGACGCGGCGGCGAAGGCGGCCCAAGCCGAGCGCGAUCUGAAGGAUGGCGCGGCGCGGGAGGCCCGGACGGGCGAGCAGCUGAGGGCGUCGGAGGCCGCGCGGGAGGCGCUGGACGCCGAGCUGCGGCGCCUGCGCGUGCAGACCGAGCAGUGGCGCAAGGCGGCGGAGGCGGCGGCCGCGGUGCUCGGCGGGGACAACCACCUCACCGGGCUGGCGGGCAGCGGCAACGGCAACGGCAACGGGUGGGGGGACCCCGCCACGAUGCCCGACGACGGCGACGACGAGGGCUUCGGUGGCAAGCGGAAGGGCGCCGGCAUCCGGGUGCUCAGCGACCUGUGGAGGAAGAAGGGGAGCAAGUGAAGGCCUGCCUCCCGCGGAAUGGGGGUGAUCGUGUUUUGGAUUUCGCAACGGUGAGCCCGCGCCAGCUUCAACUCCAUUGCCUGCCUUGCACUAGCUUUAGCUCCAUCAUUUUACCGCGUUUUGGUUUGGAUUCUACUUAUGUUUGUAUGAUGAUGAUGAUGCUCGUGAGAUUGAACUAUGUCUGUAACGACUGAUCCCGCUGCUGCCUGCUACCUCAGCGUAAGGAGCAGCAACAAUGCUGGUUUGGGUGAUCUUCUUUGUUAUUUUCCAUAGCGGAAUUGAGGAAUGCUCGAUUGCAGCAGCAUCCG
This is a messenger RNA of Zea mays, 1651 nucleotides long. RefSeq lists its product as uncharacterized. The record is from RefSeq and is marked provisional. NCBI's taxonomy places the organism in Eukaryota, Viridiplantae, Streptophyta, Magnoliopsida, Poales, Poaceae.